AGGUGAAGUGUUGACUGUGGUUCAUAGGGCAACACACAGCAGCGUACGCCGCCGGGGACAUCAAUGGUGGAGUACGCGUCCAUUCAGGGAAAGGUCUGACAGAGACCACUACUGGGGCUUACAUGGAGAGCUGAAAGUGAAUAUGAGGUUAACGUCCUUAAUGAUGUACAUAUCUCCGGUUCUGCUAUUUAUUUUCUAUGUAUAUAUUGGAUUUUCUGAAGCUGCUCCCCGCAUCAGUCCCUACGAUGCGUCGCCACUCUCCGGGAAGCCCGGCUCAGCCUCCGACACCUGGGAGACCUUCCACACCGACAUGCCUCGUACUGUACCCGAGAGCAGGUUCGCUCUCGGGCCUCUGACUGAACUCACACCGCCGCCUGCCAUUGUUUCUGCCGGCCCUACCACCACCACUACUAGCCCUAUAACUAAAACGACAACCACCUUCCAGCCUCCAACAGCGGACCUGACCACCACCACUUCUGCUACUACCGCCGCCCCUCGUACCGGAAUAAUUCCAGCCAUCAAAGAAGAACGAACAGCGCCGAUUUCCAGAUCUACCGGCGCACGCAAACGAUCCACCGAUGCACAAACAUCACUUUUCGCUCCGGAGAAAAUGCUGCAGACCAUGGUGUCCAUGGUUUCCCAGCGCACAGCAAACGACGCCUGGGCAGCGGAUACCAUCGGCACACCGGUUACCUCUGUAGAGAAUAGUCAAGAGGGUCUUUGUAACUGCAGCAGUGGUGGUGAGGGGAUUCUGGAUCCGGACGAGUGUGAUCCGAGCACCGGUCAGUGUUCAUGUCUGUUGGGCUACUCCGGGCUACAGUGCGAGGACUGCGAGGACGGACACUUCACCAACGGCACCAGCGGCUGCCUGCCCUGCGCCUGCGACUCCUUCGGCGCAGUGAACCAACUCUGUGACAGCUCAGGGAUAUGUGUGUGCAAGACAGGAGUGUAUGGACCAAAGUGUGAUGAAUGCCACCCGGGUUUCUUCCACUUCAGCAGCACUGGCUGCCGGCCCUGCCAGUGUCAGAACCACACCAACUACUGCCACCCGCAGUCCGGAGUGUGUCUGAACUGUGAGGGCAACACCCAGGGAUCCAACUGUGAGGAGUGUAAGACUGGUUCCUACCGCGGCCCUGGAGCCGGCCUGACCGAAGCCUGUGCACCGUGUCCCUGCUCCAUCUCCACCUCGACUGGCUCCUGUCACACCGAUCUCAGUGGCUCCCCAGCGUGUGACCAGUGCCUUCCUCGGUACGGCGGCCCGCAGUGUGACAAGUGCAGCGCCGGCUCCUACAGAGCAUCUGGGGUUUGUGUUCCAUGUGACUGCAGUGGGAACGCAGACCCUCAGGGUCCCCCCCAGCUCUGUGACCCCGACACUGGCCAGUGCCUCCGAUGCAUCAACAGCACCACCGGGCCCCAGUGCCAGCACUGUGCUCAGGGCUUCAUAGGGGACGCCCGGGCGCGUAACUGCACCCGUCCAACACCGCGGCUCCUUCCCACACCAGCAGAUACGACAUCAGAGGCUACCACGUCGACCACAUCUUCGCCCACCACCACCACCACCACCACCAGCACCAGCACCACUUUGAACUCCGCCAAAGCAAGAGGCCUCCCAGCUUCCACGUCCGCCAGCAACACAAGCACCGCGCUGAGCACUGCUGCCACCACCCAGGCGCUGUUGACCAGCCUGAGCAGCCCCACUGACAACACCACAGCGGCCCUGACGGAGGUCUCCUGGACGCAGUUCAACAUCAUCAUCCUUGCCGUCAUCAUUCUGGUGGUGCUGGUGCUGCUGGGCUUCGUUGGAGGCGUGUACACCUACCGGGAGUACCAGAACCGCAAACUCAACGCCCCCUUCUGGACCAUUGAACUGAAAGAGGACAACAUCAGCUUCAGCAGCUACCACGACAGCAUCCCCAACGCUGACGUGUCAGGCUUACUGGAGGACGAGGCCAAUGAGGUGGCGCCCAACGGACAGCUGGCACUCACCACGCAGGCCAACUGCUACAAGGCUUAGCACUCCAUCCACCCCCAAACUUUACCGUUGACACAAAGCUGCUGGAAAGUACCAAAUCCAAAGCUCCCUCAUGUAUGACUGCUUGUUUUUACCCUGCUGGUCUGCAGCACUUCGCAACACAGUGAGAUCUGGCAGAUGUGAUCAAAGAUACGGAAAAGAGAUUCAGAGUUUCCACUUGAAACGUGUUCCCUGUUUGAUAUGAUUUUGUGUGGAAUGGCUGAUCAGUGAAAGGGUCCAAAGAAAAGCAGUGUUUGGUUGAGUUGAGCCUGCAGAGAGCCCUGGUGUGCAGAUCAGUUAGCUCAUUUGCAUAGCAUAGGACAGGUGCAGGGCAAACACCUGUCAGCUGAAACAAUGAUCCUGACACUGGUUAGAGGACUUAAAGGAGCCAAGCAUUUCAGAUAUUUUUUAAAAUGGAAUCUUGACUGUUUAAGUUAUUACUGGAUCACAUUAACAGUGAUCGGAAACUGAGACAAUGAUUGUUAUUUAAUGAAUUUUUAUUCUGUUCUUAUUUAUUGGUUGAUGUUUCUUUCUUGGGAGAAAUGCUGCACAUGUAUGGUGUGUUUAUUCAUGGUGUUAUGUGCUGUCGAAUGGUAAUUUGAAUUGCCCAAUAUGUUUCCAUGUAUUGUUUUUGUGUUUUGGAGAUAAUCAUAGGGGAAGAUGAAAGGGUGCUGGCACAGAGCAUUUUAAUGACCUCAUCUUUUGUUUAUAGCUUCCUGUCAUUGCUAAAGCGUGCCAGCUCACCUGCGUAUCGACGAGGAGUGUUUCUUUUGACACAACUACCGAUUAACAACUCUCACCACCUAGCACUACUGCAUGGUAGUGACUCAGGCUGGGCUCACAUAAAUCACCAUAAUCUGCUUGGGAUCUAAUCUGCUAUUUGCUACCAGCCUCAACAAAAUUGAACAAAGCGUCACACUUGAUCCUGGACAAGGGUCCCAUGUUUUCCGUGUUGUUUAAGUUACCAUUUGUUGGGUGCAUUUCAUGUUACCACGGUGAAUGAGUAAAGCUAAUUAUGGAACUUCCUCCUCAGGUACUGGCUCUUUCCCUAGUGUGAUCACUGUAAAUAUGAUUAUUGUACAGAUGAAUGUGAAUAGUAGCACUAUUAUUGUACAGGUAGAAUACUGUGUGUACACUGUCACUCAACAAGCUCCCACCUUUCACUCUCCAGGGUGUGAUGUUGCAGUCAGCCCACAGCUUUUUGUAUUUUCAUUUCUUAUUCUCUGUAGACUUUGCCAUAUACGCAGCUGCGGGACUAAAAUGCAUCCCCAGAACUCAAAACGAAGAAUAAAAUGAUGUAAAUAAUACCCCAAAAUCAGAGGUCAACUCUCAAAUAAAAACGAGUUUAACUGUU
Messenger RNA from Anoplopoma fimbria (sablefish), 3365 nucleotides. RefSeq names its product multiple epidermal growth factor-like domains protein 9. Gene Ontology annotation, biological process: axon guidance. The transcript is spliced from 6 exons. NCBI's taxonomy places the organism in Eukaryota, Metazoa, Chordata, Actinopteri, Perciformes, Anoplopomatidae. The coding region runs from base 143 to 2014 and encodes 623 amino acids. Gene Ontology annotation, cellular component: basement membrane. Gene Ontology annotation, molecular function: extracellular matrix structural constituent. The record is from RefSeq and is a predicted model, not a curated record.